ACUAGAAACAUAAUGUGUCUCGGAUUUAUGUUUUACAUAACUUCAUUGAAUAAGUUUCACGCAACCAUUGAAGUGAGAAAACAAUUGAUACAUUGUUUAAUGAUUAUGUAGUCUUCGGCCGCUGUUAGUGGAACGGGUGCUUUAUAAAGCUGAUUGUUUUCUUUCCUAAUGUACAUACAAUGAGAUGAAACAAAGGAAAAGGUCAGAAAUGUUUACUACAAUUUGUUUAAUCCCAUUAAAAAAGUAUAGACGAGAAACGCAAGUAUAUAAUGGUAGUAUUAACCGGAAUUCUUUUAUUUUCAGAAUAACAUAGAAAUGUGGAACACAUUGCUUCUGUUUGUUAUUGGUUUCAUAAGCGCCCGGGCAAAGGAGCCAGAACUACCACUAUGCCCUUCAAAUAUGCAAUAUUUACCCCAAAACCUUCCUAUGCAUUGUCGGAUGCCGGUCACUCUGCCUCCAUUCCCUCCACAGAUGUUUCCGAACCCUUCGCAGAUAAAAUCGGGACCUUUUCCAAUCCCACUUCCAGGAAUGCCAGGUCCCCCACCGAAUUCCGUUCCAGGCAUGCCGAUGCCUAUGCCCAUGCCAAUGCCUAUGAUGCCAGUGCCACAGCCGCCAGCUCAGAAGUUGCCCGUUAUCGUAAUGCCAUUUUAUUCCCCCGACACAUCUUAUAAGAAAAAUCCCAUACCACCUCCAAGACCGUCACAUAAAAAACAUAGGAGGCCUAUAAAGAAAAGGAGACCGGUGCGUUAUGAGAGUUCCGAUGAAGACAGCUCCAGUACAGACACUUCAGACGACACCUCAGAUGAACGCGGCUGGUGGAAGAAACCUGUAGUUGGAAGAAGAUCCAACAGACAUCAUUCUAAGAAAAGAAAACAGAACAGGGAACUAUUGACACCAGUUCUUCAGUACGUAACGAAAGACGGAUACGUUAUAUUCGAGAAGAAAAUUUCAAAGGGAGAAGCAAAAGAUUGGCUGGUUAAGAAAAAUACUGAAAUGGAUAAAAAUGACCAACCUGACACUAAAAUUGAAGAAGACCGUAAUUCUAAUGAGGAUCGACCAGAUAAUAGUUUUAAUUUAGUUGUAAAACGUGAAGAGGCCUCAGAGGUUAAAAAAGAUAAAAAUCCAAUGCAAAUACAGAAGAAAAAAGUUUUGAGACGUAAGCCGAUAAAAAUCAUGAAGGAAACUGAAUAAAUAGAACUGAUAAAAAUGUAAUAGAACUUAGAAUUUUGUAUAUUUUUAGUUUUAUAUGAAUAAAUAUUUUAUACAGUGACAUAAACAAAUAUGGCUAUUAUUGUUGUUGUAC
Danaus plexippus (monarch butterfly) is the source of this 1303-nucleotide messenger RNA. Its product is annotated as probable LIM domain-containing serine/threonine-protein kinase DDB_G0286997. The transcript has a single exon. The coding region runs from base 316 to 1191 and encodes 291 amino acids. The record is from RefSeq and is a predicted model, not a curated record. Lineage: Eukaryota; Metazoa; Arthropoda; Insecta; Lepidoptera; Nymphalidae.